Messenger RNA from Bactrocera latifrons, 1341 nucleotides. Its product is annotated as zinc finger protein weckle-like. Gene Ontology annotation, biological process: regulation of transcription by RNA polymerase II. The record is from RefSeq and is a predicted model, not a curated record. NCBI's taxonomy places the organism in Eukaryota, Metazoa, Arthropoda, Insecta, Diptera, Tephritidae. Gene Ontology annotation, cellular component: nucleus. Gene Ontology annotation, molecular function: DNA-binding transcription factor activity; zinc ion binding; RNA polymerase II cis-regulatory region sequence-specific DNA binding.
UACACCUGCAUCGCUCUACAUUUUCAUAAUUCGAUCACGAGCACAACAAAAUAAAUUUGAUUACAUUGUAAUCUAAACAAUGUUUAAUAUUAUUAUUAAUAUAAUUUAUAAACAUAAUAACACAAAUUUUUAAGUGAUCAUGUCAAAUACUUUUGAAGAUUGCAGCGGCUAUCUUCCUGAUGCCGAAUGGCAAUUUUGGUGUAGGCUUUGUGCUAAGGAGGAUGUACGAAAUAUCAAUAUAUACCCGGAACAAAACAAAACUGAGUUGGCCAUAAACUCCACUCUGAUAGACUUUAUAGCGGAGUUUUUUAAAGUUCAUAUACGACAAAACGAAGAUUUACCACAUUGGCUUUGUGCACAAUGCUUUUCAUCGGUAUCGAGAAGAAAAUAUAUCCAUGUCCACAAUGUGAUCGAAAGUUCCAAACUAAGGAAUGUGUUUUGCGACAUAUAAAGUUUGUACAUGAAGAUAUACGUUCGUUCAUUUGCGAAGAGUGUGGUGAGUGUACACGCACGGAAGCUACACUGCGGGAGCACAUGCUUAUACAUACCGACAAUACACCCUUUGAAUGUGAAAUUUGCAGUAAAGGAUUCAAAAAUCGAGCGCGAUUGAAGAGACAUAUGGAGAUGCACAGCGAUCAUAAACAUAUAUGCAGUGAAUGUGGUUUAGAAUUGAAUUCCCGUGUAACCUGGAAUCGUCAUAUGCUUGUUCAUUCUGAUGAGAUGAGGCAUAAGUGCGAUUAUUGUGGACGCGAAUUCAAACGAGCGAAAACUUUAAAAACUCACUUAUUACUUCAUAGUGGCUUAAAACCCUAUACAUGUGACUUCUGUGACAAAACGUUUGCCAAUGGCUCAAAUUGUCGUACUCAUAAAAAAAAGUCGCAUCCCGAAGAAUUGGCGGCCCUAGAGGCUUCCGGGGAAAAAAAAUUCACCAAAAAUAUCCCUAAAUUAGCGGUUUUAAAGUCAGUUACACGCACAGCUGAGGAUCUACUUCCCGUGGUAUCCAAACAAAGUGGGAAUUUUUCUUUCGGCAGGAAACCGAAAGUCCCAUCUAAUUGUAAAGAUGAAACACAAGAUAUAGAAAAUAAAACAUAAGUGCAUGUUAUAACGAAACUACUUUGCUUAAAAGGUGUAUUAGUUUUAGUCUACAAGUUUUUGGAGUAUCCAAAUAGUUAUACUUGGAUGAAUGCUCAGUGUCGUCAAAACAGAUUGGUAUACAAACGCUAUGGAUUAUCAUCAGCCGUUGAUUUAUUACUAUUAGUGUUAAACUAAAGUUUUAGUUAAUUUUUUAUUUUGUGUCAGUUUUAAGCUUUUGCCAAAAGCGUGUUUAAAGAUUUCAAUAAU